Gadus chalcogrammus (walleye pollock) is the source of this 3879-nucleotide messenger RNA. RefSeq lists its product as uncharacterized. The transcript has 3 exons. Lineage: Eukaryota; Metazoa; Chordata; Actinopteri; Gadiformes; Gadidae. Gene Ontology annotation, molecular function: zinc ion binding; protein binding. The record is from RefSeq and is a predicted model, not a curated record.
ACGUCUUGUUAAGGAAAUACAACUUAAGGUUCAUUGAAACCAAAGCCACCCGACGUGGAAGCAGUACUCUCUGUGAGGAGAAAAAUAAAUCGCAUUUUGGAAAAAAUUGUCUGAGAGACAGAAACCACGAAACGGAAUGGCCUCGGCUAACACUUCCUGGUCUGAAGAGAACUUUUCAUGUCCCAUCUGUCUGGAUGUGUUCAGCAGCCCGGUUACCACACCCUGUGGACACAACUUCUGCAGAACCUGUAUUACAAAGUUCUGGGAUGAACAAGUCCGGUACAAAUGUCCUGUUUGCAACAAGAUUUUCAACACAAGACCUGAACUACAGGUGAAUAUCCUCUUAUCAGAGCUGGCCUCUCAGUUUAGAACAUUCCUACGAGUAAAAGAGCAGCAUUGUGUGGAAACAGGACAAGUUCCCUGUGACGUCUGUACUGGGACCAAGCUGAAGGCUGUGAAGUCCUGCCUAGUGUGUCUUAUCUCUUACUGCCAAACCCACCUGGAGCCACAUCAGAGAGUCGCAGUCCUGAAGAAACAUCGGCUGGUCGAGCCUAUGGACCGUCUGGAAGAAAGGAUGUGUAAGAAACACGACCGACUUCUGGAGCUCUUCUGCCAGACUGAACAGGUGUGUGUGUGUCAGUCCUGCACAGAGACAGACCACAAGUCCCAUCCUGUUGUACCUCUAAAGGAGGAAUAUGAAGUGAAGACGGCCCAGCUGGGGAAGAUAGAGGCUGAAGUUCAUCAGAUGAUCCAGGAGAGAAAAAUAAAGAUUAAAGAGAUCAAAGACACAGUAGAAAUUAGCAAGAAAGACGCAGACAGAGAGAUAGCCGAUGAUGUGCAGGUCCUCACUGCUCUGAUGCGCCACAUUGAAAAGUGCCGGGAUGAACUCUAUCGAACAGUUAGAGAGAAACAUAAAACCACGGAGAAACAAGCUGAGGGCCUCAUCAAAGAGAUUGAAAAUGAAAUAAAAGAUCUGACCAAUAGAAGCUCAGAGAUGAAUCAGCUCUCACACACUGAAGACCACCUCCACUUCCUCCAGGCCUUCAGAUCCCUGAAGGAUCCUCCACCCACCAGGGACUGGACCACGGUGGAGGUCCGUCCUCCGUCAUACGUAGGGACCUUGAGGAGAUCCCUGGAUCAGCUGGAGGAGACACUGAACAUGGAGAUGAAGAAGCUGCGUGAUGGUGAACUGAAGAGGGUCCAGCAGUAUGAAGUAGAUGUGACUCUGGAUCCUGAUACAGCUCAUCCCAAGCUCACCCUCUCUGACGAUGGGAAACAAGUACAUGAUGGAGAUGUAGCGAAGGCCCUCCCAGACAACCCUAAGAGAUUUACUGAUUAUAAAUAUGUUCUCACGAGGCAGAGCUUCUCCUCAGGGAGAUUUUACUUUGAGGUCCAGGUUAAAGACAAAACUGCAUGGUAUGUAGGAGUGGCCAGAGAGUCCAUCGACAGAAAAUGUCAGACCAUGUGGACCCCUGAGACGGGUUACUGGAUUAUUUUCUACUACAAGGAUGGGUUGGUAUUCACUGGAAACCCUUCUGUCCGUCUCCCUCUGAGAGCUGGGCUCCAGAAGGUGGGGGUGUUUGUUGAUUAUGAUGAGGGUCUGGUCUCCUUCUAUGAUGUGGAAGCCAGGGUUCAUAUCUACUCUGCUACUGGCUGCACCUUCAGUGAGCCUCUCUAUCCAUUCCUUUGCCCAUGCAACAAUGAUUAUAAAGGUAACAACUCUGCCCCUAUGAUCAUCUCACCUGUCAACCAAAGAAUGGCCCGUGCCAACGCUUCCUGGUCUGAAGAGAACUUUUCAUGUUCGAUCUGUCUGGAUGUGUUCAACAGUCCAGUUUCCACACCAUGUGGACACAACUUCUGCAGAACCUGUAUUACAAAGUUCUGGGAUGAACAAGUCAAGUACAAAUGUCCCGUUUGCAACAAGCUUUUCGACACAAGACCUGAUCUACAGGUCAAUACCCUCUUUUCAGAGAUGGUUGAUCGAUUUGGAACGUCCGUACGAGUAAAAGAGCAGCCUUGUGUUGAACCAGCUGAAGUUCCCUGUGACGUCUGUACUGGGACCCAGCUGAAGGCUGUGAAGUCCUGCCUAGUGUGUUUUAUGUCUUUCUGCCAAACCCACCUGGAGCCACAUGAGAGAGUUGCAGUCCUGAAGAAACAUCGGCUGGUCGAGCCUAUGGACCGUCUGGAAGACAGGAUGUGUAAGAAACACAAUCAACUUCUGGAGCUCUUCUGCCAGACCGAACAGGUGUGUGUGUGUCAGUUCUGCAUAUAGGGUGACCACAGGUCCCAUCCUGUUGUACCUCUAAAGGAGGAAUAUGAAGUGAAGACGGCCCAGCUGGGGAAGAUAGAGGCUGAAGUCCAGCAGAUGAUCCAGGAGAGACUAAAUAAUAUUCAGGAGAUUAAAGACACAGUUAACCGCAGCAAAGCAGAUGCAGACAGAGAGAUAGCCGAUGGUGUGAAGAUCCUCACUGCUCUGAAGCGCUGCAUUGAAAAGUACCAGGAUGACCUCAACCAAAUGGUUAAAGAGAAACUGAAAUCCACAGAGAAACAAGCUGAAGACCUCAUCAAAGAGCUGCAGCAGGAAAUAGAAGAUCUGACCAAUAGAAGCUCAGAGGUGAAGCAGCUCUCACACACUGAAGACCACCUCCACUUCCUCCAGGCCUUCAGAUCCCUGAAGGAUCCUCCACCCACCAGGGACUGGACCACGGUGGAGGUCCGUCCUCCGUCAUACGUAGGGACCUUGAGGAGAUCCCUGGAUCAGCUGGAGGAGACACUGAACAUGGAGAUGAAGAAGCUGCGUGAUGCUGAACUGGAGAGGGUCCAGCAGUAUGAAGUAGAUGUGACUCUGGAUCCUGAUACAGCUCAUCCCUGUCUCAUCCUGUCUGAGGAUGGGAAACAAGUACAUGAUGGAGGUGUGAGGAAGGAACGCCCAGACAACCCUAAGAGAUUUAUACAGGGUCUACGUGUUCUCACGAGGCAGAGCUUCUCCUCAGGGAGAUUUUACUUUGAGGUCCAGGUUAAAGACAAGACUGCGUGGUAUGUAGGAGUGGCCAGAGAGUCCAUCAACAGAAAAGAUCGGAUCAUAGCGUCCCUUGAGACGGGUUACUGGACUCUUUACUUCAACAAGGAUGCGUUGGUGUUUAAAGAUAACCCUGAUGUCCGUCUCCCUCUGAGAGCUGAGCUCCAGAAGGUGGGGGUGUUUCUUGAUUAUGAUGAGGGUCUGGUCUCUUUCUAUGAUGUGGAAGCCAGGGUUCAUAUCUACUCUGCUACUGCCUUCAGCUUUAUUGAGCCUCUCUAUCCAUUCCUCAAUCCAUGUCUCUGUUAUUAUAAAGGUAACAACUCUGCCCCUCUGAUCAUCUCACCUGUCAAUCAAACAGACUAGGACCUUUGUUUGAUAGUAAAAUUAUCCAACGACCAAAACAACUAAUGCUGUUUCCUGAAUUAGAAUCUCUACCAUGUGAGAUCUGAGAGAACUGUAUUCAUAUCUUACUGCUGUCAUAUAACAAGGAGUAAUUCAGUAGGAAGUGAACCCUGACUAUUAUAAAUGAUAACCCAUUCUAAAUUAUUAGAUAACAUUAUAUUCUUAAUUGUCUGUUUUCUCCAGUCUUUUAAGGUUUACUGUUAAUGGUUGCAGUCAUGUAUAGCAUGGUCUCAGGAUUGAUGUGUAUUUCAUAAUCAUCUAAACAUUAUUGUUAGUUUAUACUUCGGAAUCAUGAAUGACAACAUAAUCAAAUGUAAAAAUACUUUUCUGCUGUUAAUAAAAAUGGAAACACAGCUGACGAGUCAAUGACUGUUAAUGUCCACCAUACAACAACCCAACAUGUGUAAGACAAAGAUCACAGUUACUACAUGUCCAGACUCUCCCCGUGUGUGUGAGUA